This is a messenger RNA of Rubroshorea leprosula, 4225 nucleotides long. Lineage: Eukaryota; Viridiplantae; Streptophyta; Magnoliopsida; Malvales; Dipterocarpaceae. The record is from the annotation of a GenBank genome assembly.
UGAUGGCAGCGUGAUCAACGGAACAUGUAGUUGAAGCUUUCAAGCAUUCAAUUGUUGAACGUUUGUGUCUGAUUAUCCCGAUUCCCAAGCACAGAGUCACUCUAUGGCGGCGGCGACGGCGGCAUCGUCGUCAUCGUCAUCUACCGCGCCGGCGGUGAGGUCCUGGAGAACUGCAUUUCUGACGUUGAGAGACGAAACAUUGACGACUCCUCCCUCCAUUCCACAACUAGUCCAUUCCCUCGUCUUCUCUCAUCCUCAUUCCUUUCUCAUCUCCGCCGCCCCCGACCUCCCUCCUCACGAGGUUACUUCUGAUCUGUUGUUCCUUGUGGAAUUGAUCCAUGAUGUCUGUCGUUGUGUUUCUCUUGAAAUCAAUUCGUCUUCUUGGGCACUCAUUCUUGAUUCUUUUGCCAAAAUGAUGGAUUGUUUUCUGGGAAAAGCUGGUUUCAGAGCUGUUUCCUCAAAUGCUGCUUUUAUUAAACCAGCUAUGGAUUGCUUGGAAACGUUAAGGUAUCUUGUUGGUGCCCCCCACAGAAAAUACUCCCUGUCAGAUAAUAUUCAACUGGUGAAAUUUCUUCUCCAAAUCACGUCUUGCUCACACACGCACUUGAUUUCAUUUUGCCGUUCAAAUGGAAACCAAAGAUCUGCUUUUGAGGUGGGCAAGAAGUCAUCCAGACACUGUAGCUUAUGGGAAGUUCAGACUACCGUCUUUACCAUGCUUGCUGAUGCAUUUUCAAGAGCUGGUUCUUCUUUUCCAGUUGAAAUUUGGCAAUCAACAAUUGAGGUUCUUAGGAAGAUGACUGAUGUUUUGGUAUCUAAGAACUUGGUCAUGGAAGACAAUGUCAUGUCAAGGUUUUAUGCAUCUCUUCUGCAUUGUCUUCAUUUGGUCCUUGUGGAUCCAAAAUGUUCUAUUUCUGAGCAUGUGUCUGGUCUUGUGGCAUCAUUGAAGAUGUUUUUCAUUUACGGCCUUCCGAGCAGACCUCAACUUUCAUGUCCCCCAGUUGGUCACAAGAGCAAGGAACUUGGUCUACCAAGUCUUAAGUUGAAUCCAGAAGAGCCUAAAAGAACAGAAAAUACUCCAUAUAGGCCUCCACAUUUGCGCAAAAAAGACAACCUAAAUAUGGAGGGUAGAGCUCAGAAUGCUCAGAGUUUGUCUGAUCAUGAAUCUAGUACAGUUGAUGUUACAUCAUCAGAUUCAGAUUAUAGUGACAGUGAUGGAUCACUUAAAGAUGCUGAGAGUGAUAGAAGCUCUAAGGUCAGAAUAGCUGCCAUCACUUGCAUACAGGAUCUUUGUCAAGCUGACCCAAAAUCUUUCACAACUCAAUGGACCAUGCUUUUGCCAACCAAUGAUGUACUGCAACCAAGGAAAUUUGAAGGAACUCUAAUGACUUGCUUGCUAUUUGAUCCCUACUUAAAGGCAAGGAUUGCAUCUGCUUCAACUCUUGUGGCCAUGAUGGAUGGGCCUUCAUCUAUUUUCCUGCAGGUAGCAGAAUAUAGGGAAUCUUCUAAAUGUGGAUCUUUUAUGGCACUUUCUAAUUCCCUUGGUCACAUACUAAUGCAACUUCAUACUGGUACUCUCUACUUAAUCCAGUGUGAAACAAAUAGUCGAUUGUUGGUGUUGGUGUUCAAGAUUCUCAUGCUUUUGAUAUCAUGUACACCAUAUUCAAGAAUGCCACAAGGGUUGUUGCCAAAAGUAAUCACAUCUCUACAAGCAAGGAUUGAACGGGGGUUUCCAUUCAAAGGUGAUCAGACUGGUCUGCUGGCUGCUGCUUUUAGUUGCUUGACUGCAGCUCUAUCUAUUUCACCUUCACACCAAGUCAAUGAAAUGCUUUUGGAAGAAAUAUCAAGAGGUUUUGUUGAGACUGAAAGGAGGUCAGGUGUUCUAUCUACGUUAUUUCUAUAUUCAGAGCACCUAAGCAACCCUACAAUAUGCUUUGAGGCUCUCCAGACCCUUAGAGCUUUGUCGCACAAUUACCCAAACUUAAUGUUAGAAUGUUGGGGAAUAGUUUCUGCCACUGUUUAUACCUUUUUUAAAGAAGCUACUGCAGAAGUUCCGACAAAGUCAUGGAAAGAACACACUGGGAGCACAGUUUGGUUUAUUGGGGAAAAAAUCAUUACAGCUGCUGUAAAGGUUUUGGAUGAAUGCCUCCGUGCAAUAUCUGGAUUUAGAGGAACUGAGGAUCAUUUAGAUGACAAAUCGUUUGAUGCUCCAUUUGUUUCUGAUUGCAUAAGGACAAAAAAAGUAUCAUCUGCUCCCUCAUAUAUACCAGGGAGUCUAGAAGACACUAAAGAAGAACAAAGGGCAUGGCAAUCAGGAAGUGAGCAAUGGGAUGAGACAAUUGAAAAGCAUAUGCCACUCAUUCUAGGGCAUAAUUCUGGAAUGGUGAGAACUGCAUCAGUUACUUGUUUUGCGGGAAUCACUUCCUCUGUAUUUUUCACCCUCAUAAAGGAGAAACAGGACUUCAUCAUUUCUUCUUUAGUUAAUGCUGCCACACGUGAUGGUGUUCCUUCAGUGCGCUCUGCUGCUUGUCGAGCCAUUGGAGUUAUUUCAUGUUUCCAGCAGAUAUCUGAAAGUGCAGAGAUCCUUGACAAGUUUAUCCAUGCUAUUGAGAUCAACACACGUGAUCCCUUGGCCUCGGUGCGCAUAACAGCCUCCUGGGCUUUGGCAAACAUAUGUGAUUCAAUCUGUCACUGUAUUAAUGAUUUUCCUUUAAAACAACCUCCAGGCUCAAGUACAGACUCUCAAUUAUUGAAAUUGUUAAUUGAUUGUGCUCUUCAUCUAACAAAGGAUGGGGACAAGAUCAAAUCAAAUGCUGUAAGGGCUCUUGGAAAUCUUUCUAGAUUUGUGAAAUUUACGGAUUCUCCAACUUAUGGUCUGUUGAGUAAACCAGCCGAAAGUACAGGAUUAUCUUCAACUAUCAAUAAUGUUCAUACACAGCCGGCAAAUAGUGGUUUAAAAGAUUGUCAUCCACAUGUAGCAAAAUCAUUUGAUCCAGUGACAUUAGGAGAUUCACAUUUGCUGGAGAGAAUGGUGGAAGCGUUUCUUUCCUGCAUUACCACUGGAAAUGUUAAGGUGCAGUGGAAUGUCUGUCAUGCAUUGAGCAACCUGUUUCUGAAUGAGACAAUACAACUGCAGGAUGUGGAUUGGGCUCCAUCUGUUUUUAGUAUUCUACUAUUACUACUACGUGAUUCUUCAAACUUCAAGAUUAGGAUACAAGCUGCUGCUGCUUUGGCAGUACCGGCAUCAGCAUUUGAUUAUGGGAAAAAUUUCUCAGACGUUGUCCAAGGUCUGGAGCAUGUAAUGGAGAAUCUAGGUUCUGACCAAAUUUCAGAACCAUCAAGUUUCAAAUAUAGGAUUGCACUUGAGAAGCAGUUAACCUCAACCUUGUUGCAUGUUCUUAGCCUGGCUUCGGCCACCGAUCAUCAACCUUUGAAAGAUUUUCUUGUGAAGAAAGCCUCCUUUCUUGAGGAGUGGUUUAAGAAGCUAUGCUCAUCAUUGGAGGAAGCAGGUGCUCAGCUUGAUGUUGAACGACAAUCCAUUGGUAACCAAAAGAAAGAGAUGAUCUCCAAAGCUCUGCGAUCAUUAAUUGAGGUUUAUAAAGGCAGGAACCAUCAUACAAUUGCUCAGAAAUUUGAGAAGUUGGAUUGCAGCAUGCAGUAACCUAAAUGACUUGUGUCCAUUUUAUGUGGUUGGUCAGUUACUUUCUGCUUCCUUGCUGGGAUAAUCUUGGCAUCAAGUUCUCCGAGGAUUGACAUAUGCUCAGUCCAAGGACAUCUGGUAAAGUUUUAAGGAAAUAAAUCCUUUAGAUACAGAAAAGUUCUCCCAUUCUCUUCUGUAAGGGGAGAAGGUGCGAGGAGGAUGGGUGUCGUGAAGCCACUCUGCUUGUGUGGAGGCCCCAGGAAAAUGCAUUCGGCAAGGUGCAGUUGAGUGUGGGAUUCCCCAAUAGUACAUGGCUUGUUUGUUCUGUUGGUAGAAUUAAAUGUGAAUUAGAUGACAGGCCUCCUACUGUCCGUAAAAAAUUAUGAUGCUUUGCCAGUACCCUUGGUAGGGCAUGUUGUGGUAGAUGAGGACUCGAUGUCCUAAUUUUAGUGUCCAUCCAUAUCAUGCAAUGUAAAUUAGGGAAUUAUAGUGAUUACCAUUUACCAAGGGCUCAUACUCGGAACUUUGUAUGAGAUUUUAUUUAUGGUUUCAAAAAUGAAAAAUAAAAAAUAAAACUUUUAAAUUUCU